AGACUCUUGAGGCGUAGCUAAAUGGGCGGAGCCUCUGGGCAUCCUGGAGCAGGUGCCUAGCAACAGCGGAGACAAGGAACCAGGGAGUUAGCUCAGCCGGUCAUGACUGACCACAGCCAGGUGCCUGACAAUGCCCCCUCGAAGAAAAUUCCAAAGCUACGUGUUCAUGCUCCUGAAGACCGAGAGAAGACCCUGCAACGUAUCUUUGGGACAAGCCAGGUGUUCUACAGCAAUGAUAGGAAACCAAGGACAGGAGGAUCAACAGUACCUGUCAAAGUCAGAGAGUACUAUCACCAAGGCCAUCAGUGCCUAGAACAAGAGGACUGGGAGAAUGCCGUGCUCUUCUUCUCCCGCGCUCUCCACCUGAACCCCAACAUGGCAGACUUCUAUGUUUUCCGAGCCGAGGCCUUCAUCCAGCUCUGCGAUUUCUCCUCCGCCCUGCAGAACCUGCGCAGGGCCUACACCUACCAGCCAGAGAACAGCAAAUACCUGGAGCGGCUGGCCUUUAUACUCUACCUACAGGGCCAGUGCUUGUACGAGCUGUGUGACUUCCAGGAAGCCCUGUAUGUCUUCUUGCAAGCCUCUGACCUCCAGCCCCAGAACCCUUCCUUCAGUUACCGCUGCAUAGCCUGCCUGCUGGCCCUCAAUCGACAUCAGGACUGCCUCUCACUCGUCACCAGGGAGGUGAAGCAGGGCAGGGCCAGUGCCGAUGUCUACAUCCUCCGGGCUCGGAUCUACAACUUCUUCCAGAAGCCCAAGCUCUGCUAUCAGGACCUUCGAAGCGCCUUGCUCUUCGAUCCCAAGCACCCACAGGCCAAAGGGCUACUCCAGAUGAUGGUGAACCAGGCCAAGCAGUCCUUUCAAGACGCUAGCAUCCUGGCCGUGCAGGGCAAGCUGCACCGUGCACUGAAGCGUAUCUGCUGUGCCAUUGAGAACAACCCCCUGGACCCCAACCUCUUCCUCUUCCGGGGGACCAUGUACAGACGGCUCCAGCAAUUUGACCCAGCUGUGGAAGACUUCCUGAAGGCGCUGGACAUGGUGACUGACAGCCAGGACAGCCUGGUGCAGAAGGCACAGCGCCAGCUGCUGCUGACCUACAACGACUUUGCUGUGCACUGCUACACCCAGGGCUCCUAUCAGGAGGGCGUGCUGCUGCUGAACAAGGCGAUCAGGGACGAGCAGAACGAGAAGAGCCUGUACAUCAACCGUGGGGACUGCUUCUUCCAGCUGGGCAACCUGGCCUUCGCGGAGGCGGACUACAAGCAGGCACUGGCACUGAGCCCGCAGGAUGAGGGAGCCAACCUACGCAUGGGUGUGCUGCAGGAGAAGAUGGGAUUCUGUGAGCAGACACGCAGGCAGUUCCAGACAGCAGAGGACCACUUCUCAACAGCCAUCAAGCACAACCCUGAGAAGGCCCAGUACUACCUGCACCGGGCCAAGAGCCGACAGCUCCUGCAGAACAUUUUGGGGGCCCGCCAGGAUGUUGCCACUGUGUUGCUCCUGAACCCCAACUAUCCAAAGAUGGCCCCACUGAUGACCAACCUCUUUCCUGGCAUGACUGUGGAGGACGUGCUUAAGAGCCAAGUGGCCCAACUGGCCAAGCUCCAGCUAAGUCGGAUGCUAGAAAGUGGUCCGAAGGCCAUCCACCCACAAAGCAUUGUGAUGCAGAGGUUAAUGGAACGUCAGAAAGCCCGAGCCUUGAUGGAGUCCUGGAAUCGGGAAUAUACUUUCACGGGGAACCUGGAAGAGGAACUGGCUACUCCUCCGACCUUGCAAGGAAAGACUGAACUCGAGAGAAGAGGAGCAGAGGAUAAAAAGGUGAAGCCCCGCAAGGUGAUAUCCCUGUCAGACAGCUACGUGGACCAGACCUCCUCGGGCUCAGUCUUCAGCAAGCUGGAAACCCAGGUCCCAGAUCCACACCUCAGGUACAGGCCAGAUCCGGGCCGCCGGCAGCCGCUUCGACCCCAUGCGAGCUCCCGGCUGCCCACCCCUCCGUCUUGGCUCCCACCCCUCACCCGGCAAGUCCGGCCUGAAGUCGCAUUCGCAGAACGAGCUGAAGCUGCAGUACAGAGAAGCCACGUCCCAGGCGGUGGCGGUGGCAAAGACCAGUCCGAGCAGCCCGAGGAUCGAGCCCCGGGGCCAGCAGCCUCGCCUAGCAACAGCCAUCCGGUUCAGUCCCAAUUUCGGCCUGAGGCCGCCCAUCGCCUGGACCUGUAA
Molecule: messenger RNA, 2217 nt
Organism: Chionomys nivalis (European snow vole)
Lineage: Eukaryota; Metazoa; Chordata; Mammalia; Rodentia; Cricetidae
Gene: Ttc16
Product: tetratricopeptide repeat domain 16
Exons: 16
Coding region: 103-2217 (704 amino acids)
Molecular function (GO): protein binding
Source: RefSeq, a predicted model, not a curated record